This is a messenger RNA of Ostertagia ostertagi, 240 nucleotides long. The record is from the annotation of a GenBank genome assembly. Lineage: Eukaryota; Metazoa; Nematoda; Chromadorea; Rhabditida; Trichostrongylidae.
AUGCGCCACGCAUUCCGAAUGCCAUUUGCACCGCAACAGCAACUCCAACCGGAGUCCAGAAGGAUGCAUACGAUAGCUCGAGAGAGUCUGCAACAUUUCCUCUACGCCUACAAGGAGUCACCUAAAGAGCAAGGUCUUCGCCUCGUCCAUGACGCCAAGAAAAGUCAAGCUCUACGACGAGAACGAGAAUAUCAGCGAGCUUUGCAGAAUCUUCGUGCCGCUGUGGUGAAUCACAUUUAA